AAUUUGAGAUGGUAAUUUCUAUCCAAAUAGAGACUUGUUCCUGUGUACUUAUGGGUACUUGAAUAAUAAUCAACCACUAGAUCGAUUAACAAUGGCCAAGAGACAAAGAACCAUAAGACAAUCGGCUAACAUAACCCAACAGUGACAAAAUUUGCGAAAUUUCAUUCGAAGUGACUGAAAGUGUGACAAAUCUGAGGAAAACUUCUAAGACUAGGAGUGAUAUGUUGAAUGGUGGUUAUAGUGUUCGUGACAGACCCGAGUGGUCAAUACUUUCCACAUUUUCCAAAGAAGAAAGUUACAUACAGUACGAAGAUUUUCAUUAAGCCAAGUUUGUUUUUUACGCAGGUUGAGCCAGGAGACACGUUUGCAACUACCAAAGAAGAGGAAUGGGUGAGCAAGAAGAAAACAGAGAUCACGAAUACAAAACAGAUUGAGACGAGAGUGAAGAGGCAAGUAGUGCUCGAGGAUGGAGAAGUGGUGGAAGAUUCGGGACCGAUUGUUACGACAAAUACCAGCCAGGAUACCAAAACACAGGAACAUCAACAAACAGAGCUGAGGAAACAAGGAGAUGACGAUGAAGAUGGCCCAAAACUUCUAGAAGAUGCUAAGAGUAAUGUUCUCGUGGCAAAUGCGAACUGGGUGGCAGUGCCAAAUCCAGAAGGUGUCGUCAGGGAGGUUAAGGAACGAAAAAUUGUAUCCAGAGAAGAGACAGAAGAAGUCAAAGAGACGGAGGAUGUUCAGCAUUUGGGAGAUAUAACCGAUGAGGAUUUCCUAACCGCCGUCCGCAGUGGCAAGAAAGAUACUUGUCAAUGAGACUUGGAGAAGCAACAAAGUUACUGAUACGGAGGACACAAGAGAACUCAGCUCUGUCAGGCCUGAUGGCAAAAUAGUAACAGAAACUGAACGCACUACGCAACACGAAGAAGUUAAAGACGACGAACUUCCAGAAGAAGCUCCCGAACAGGAUUUCCAGAAAGAAAGUUCUCAGAGGUUUCUCAAGACGAGAGAACAAGAAGACGUGGAUUACAUCGCUAAUGGUACAAACGUUGGUCACGAGAUGAGAUUCAAGACAGAAACUAUGGAGGUGGAACGUCGAGGAGACGGGGUCGAUGAGCCUGAUCUGUUCGAGUCCCUUUCUGCAAGAGCUAGAAGGAGGGCAAGUAAUAGACAACCAAGACAAAGGGGGUUGGAGAAUGAUGUAGGAGUUUCACUUCUCGAUAGAAAAGAUGCUCUCACCCGCAAACCACUCAAUUUCGAUCAAGAAGAGGAAACCCGGAAAGUUGAAACGUCGAAAUGGUUAGAAAACCAUUUUGGCAGUGAUUCCCGUUCGUCAAACAACUCCACCAUUGACGAGGAGGAUCAUCCACCCAAAACCAGCUUUUUUAAUGUGACAAUCAAGUCGCAACCGAGAGUGGAGCCUGUUCGUGAUACUUUUGAAUCUAAUAUCAAGGAAACUUCGAGAGUAUAUAGUCCAGUGGAGCCCGAAAGGGACAGAAAUCCUAUCGGGGGUUAUUAUAAAGGAGUCAGCGAGUGGUCGGAAAAUCGCAAAGAACACCUGUAUACCGAACGUCGCUCUCCGUUGCCAUACCAAUCCCCGUCCUACUCCACUGACCACCAUCGUCGUCAAUCACCUGUUCCAGACUAUAAGUCCGCCAACUCUCCUUCUCCAGACUACCGAACUUCACCUUCGCCCGUUCCAGACUAUAGACCAUCGCACUCGCCGGAUCGGGAGUAUAGAUAUCGAAUACCUCCACAGAAAGAUGUCAAUAUCACUCCUACUCCACCUCGAAGAACGAAAAACGACCGACAGAGACAUAUGGUUGUCGAAGAGACAUCCAGGCAUGAGAACGGUUUCAGAAAUAUUCGAAUAGAAGAAAAUAGGAAUCGAAAAGAAUUGAGGGAACCUAUUGCAGAACCUCCUCCAGAUUAUUCUCCACCUAGUCCACCACACUUUGCUAGUAGCAAUAAGAAGCAAUCUCAGAAAACUAGAUUUGCAGUGGAUACGCCGACCAAGCCUCCGAAGAGUGGAAAUAUUAUAGGCCAAUCAAUCCGCAAGUUAGUCGGCAAGAUCCGAUCAGCGAGUGCUGAACGAAAAGCGCGCCAACGAGCCAAAAGAUCUCCGAGCCCUUCUUACCAAAAGGGUCACGUGAUCGACAGCAACAUAGGUCACAGCAUGGAUAGACUAGAUAGGAUAGAUAGGCAGCAGGCACCGGUCCAGAGGUACUAUCUGGGAGAAGAUCCUUUUGCCGGAAGCAUAUAUGGGAGGGAACACAAAUACGAGGGUGCGAAGCCAACAUCUAGAAUUUCUAGAAGACCGCCAAAAGAGGUUCAAGAGGAGAGGAGAUCGCAGAGCACGCUUGGUCGAUUCAGUAAAUCAACAACGCGCUUGGUGAACAGUCAACCACUAGGAGAAAGGAAUUCUCAGACACUGCCUAGGCACCUGAACAAACAAGAACCCACAUCUAGACUGGGUAAUAGAUCCAACAGUACAAUCAACGUGUCCAUUAUCAAUACAUUAUCAUCACCAAGAAAAAUAGAAGGACCUACGAAGCCAGCCAGGACUUACAAAUCGAAUUUAUCGAGGAGCAAAAGUUUGAACGUGCACGCAGGCCUAGAUCCUUCCAUACCAGGCAUGUAUACGAGCAACCCACAUUUGAACAAUAACCCAAUAGGGCUCAAAAGUCCUGGAUUAAUUUCAAGUCUUAAUAGAAGCCAGAGAGACAUCAACGAGGACGUCUACACAACCCGUUUUGUCAGAAACGGCAAUAGUGAAAACGUGGACAGCAAGAGGGUUUUUUUAUCUACCCUUAGAGAUCGAGCCCCGGAAUUGUUCAAAACACUGGAGGACAGUGACAAGUAUUCUACCCCUCUGAGAAAUGGAAAGAGCUAUAAUGGCGACAUUUUCGAGCCUCCAACCAGAUUGAGGGACAGCAAACACUCAACAUCUGCUCCAAAAACCUCUCUGAUUCGUAGAGGGAGUUCCUCUAGUACCGACUUCUCGGAAACGUAUCACACAACAACUAGGAACGAGGAUCCUCGGAAUCCAAGUAUUACGAACACAACCAAAACUUUUAGUAAAAAGACAAUUCCGGCCCAUCAUGGUAGAGGGGUAGAGACUGUCGAGUCCAGUGAAACUAAGAUAACAAAAAGUAGUCAUUAUAGAGGUGGCAGUGAACCUCCCAAAAUGGUCCGCCAAGAAAGGUAUUAUAACAGUUCUGGAUCUAAACCUGUGGUGAUUGAAGUUCGAAAUUACAAGUAGGAAUUGAUUCUUGUGCCUUAUUGGUUAGUUAUAGUGUUCAUUUUUGUCCAUUUUAUUUAAUAAAUUGAACUCACAUUCUGAUGUUUCUAACUCAUCUAAUUUAACUUUAAUCUAUACAUAGACAUAUAAUUAUUGUUGUUAACAUUAUAUUUAUAUAUACUGUAAAAUUGUCUUUCUGAAUUUUUAUUGUAGGUGUAUGAUUUUUGUGAGUAGACCUUGAUGAGAAAUCGAACGUUAUUCAAAAUUAUGAGCGAUGAAUAAAAAAGCAUAUCGAUGCAAGUGAAAUUAUGUGGUAGUCUGUCAAGUAGUCUUCAUCGAAUAAUCAGGAACAUUUUAACCUAUUACUUCAUCAAUAUCGAAACUUCGAAAUGAAAUCAUAUUCCUUAUUAUUAUGGAAGGGUAAAAUGAAUAAGUAGAUCCAUUGCUGAAAAUGUGGGUUUUUAGCAAACUUCCAAGAGAAAAAUUCGCUUAUUCACCUUAUAUAUAUGAGUCAAUGACAUUGACAAUAUGAUCUUUUGCAACAAAUUCUCAUUAAUAUAAUUGAUUCAUAAAUGUGAAUACAUAUAGUUGAGGUGUCAUUAGAUUGUUGUGAAUGGAAUUCACGUACGUAUUGUGUCCAGAAAAAUAUUAUUCUCUGUGCUCAUGUUACUUCUAUCUUCAUGUAUUAACACGAUUUACACAAUAUUGUUCAUGAAGAAAUAAUGGAAGGUAUAGCAUUAUUCUGAAGAACAGUGGAGAAAACAACUACUUUCCUGGCUAUUUGCCACGUCGAACAUUGAAUUAUAUCUGUUGAACAUCCAAAAAGAGAGCAGAGUUUAUAGAAGUAUACCUACUUCUCAUAUACAUUUCAAUUUGAGAGAUGAAGUCAAUUCUCAAUUUCAAUGUUCAACAUAUAUAAUUCAAUGUUCCACGUGGCAAAUAGCCAGGAAAGUACUUAUUUUCUUCGGUUGAAUAUUCAGAAUGAUAUUAUGUGCAUAUCUCUAUAUGAAGGAGAAUUCAAAUUCUCUACUUCAGAAGAUUUUGUUUUCAAAUUCUUAUCGUGUAUGUUCACAAAAUGUAAUUAAAUGUUCGUCGUGGCAUAUAGCCAGGAAAGCAGUUGUUUUCUGUUGAAUAAACCGAGAACGAAUUGAUAU
Phaedon cochleariae (mustard beetle) is the source of this 4392-nucleotide messenger RNA. NCBI's taxonomy places the organism in Eukaryota, Metazoa, Arthropoda, Insecta, Coleoptera, Chrysomelidae. The record is from the annotation of a GenBank genome assembly.